GUAAUCAUAUGCUGACAUUUUGUUUGAUUUUUUAUUGCCUGUUAUGUUCUGAAUACUAAGAUUUCGCGAAGGAAUGUAUUAAAAUUAUAAUAUCAAACUUAUUAAGGUUUAAAAGAAUCGUACAAUGUCGUGAAUACGUAUUAUAACAAACGCUGUCGGGAGUUUCCUUUGGUAAGGAAGUGGUUUACGUCGUGUUUGUUUUGUGUUUCUGUACAUAUAGUACGUAAAUGCGAAAGUUUUUGUAUAAUGCGUUAUGUGUAUUUUAUAUGAGUGCGUUUAUUGUUUUAAUUCCCACGCUCGUUUGUGGCCGUAGACGCAUAUCAAGGAGUGUAUAAUAAUGUCAGAGUACGAUCUUCAAUUCCAAGCUGAUUUGGAGAAGGCACAGGCGCUGAGUCUAGAAAGUCUAGCUUUGGAACAAUUUCGUCGGCAGAAGCAACUAUCGAACGCAGAUAAUGGCCGCGAGAUUGGCGCGGGUAGUACGCGGCGACGCGACGAGAGCGAAGGUACACCGCCCGCGCUGCCGCCGCCACCACGGAAGCCGUCCAGGGGACGAACGCCCGCGAAUGACACAUCCAGAUCUACGGGAGCUAGCCCAACAAGAAGCGAGAGCAGUGACCUAAUAUCAUUCUCCAGUCCAACAAGCAAGUCGGCGCCCAAAGAUGCACACGCUUUACUAAAAGAAUACAUUGAUCAAAUCAACAACUUAGAUCAGCAAACGGAAGAGCUCACAUUGAAGUCGUCAGAUCAGUCGCCUAGUGCAAUGAAUAAUCAAAACUAUAACCAAAGGCCGGGCUUUCCAUACCAACCUAAUUAUGGAUACUAUCAACAUUUACCACCACGCGCGAUGCCUCCGUAUCCUACCACGCCGUACGGAAUGCCAACAGUUGCGCCAACGCCAAUGCCAUCACCAAUGCUGGCACCAAUGCCCAAUUAUUCGUACUACCCGCCAACCAUGGUGGUGCAACACGAACCUCCUCCGGUUUACAGUUCAACGAACUCACCGGGCUACCCUCCGCCGUACACGUACGUUCAAACACGUAUGUCCUCCCCAACGCCAGCGCCGUACGUAGGGUAUCCGCCGCCAUCAAACACCACAUAUAACUAUAACACGACGAAUCUGAUAACGAGACCAGCCAGACCGAGUCUGUACCCGUCGUUGGCUCAGAACCACACGUAUCCGCCGCUCCAGUCCGCCGCACAGAAACCAGCCAAUAAUAAUAAUAAUAAUGUAAACAAACCACAAACGAAGACCGAACCGUCUAGAAACAACGCGGAGGGCAACAACUCUAAUAAAUCUGCAGAGAACGAAUCAAACGACACAGUGGGAAGUCUACCCAAGUCGCCCAACCUGAUAGACUUCGGUGGUAGGAACAGUGGCCCAGGUAGCGUAAGAGUCAGUGUGCUUGAGGCGUUUGAUCCUCUACUAACUGAGCAAAGCAACGCUGAAUAUGAAGAGGCGAAUGACGGCACAAACAGUGUGUACGACCCCCUGGAUCUACUGUACGGCGAGACAGAGAUGCGGGAUACACCUAUAUACGCGACUAUUAAUAAAAAAGAAAACAAUAAGCUUCCAUCUCCACCGCCAAAAUCAAUACCUUCAAUGCCUGCACUACCUAAACGGCUUACUACUAACAAAUUGUAUGACUGCAUAGAGAAAACAACAGUUAGAAAUUAUAAUAGUGAACACAAAGCAUUUUUAAGAAUGGUGCUCGAUGUUAGAAAAAAAUUCAUAUAUGAAGAUGUGACGAAUCCUGGACAUGUGAUUGCAGCGAGGUCUGGUGGAAAAUACCCUCCAAAUACUAGCAUAAAGAUUUUAGUCCAUCACACACAUUCAGAUGAGCCAAUCACCUUUACAUCCGAUGUUGAGUCCACUGUAGAACAUGUGAUAUUAACAGUAUUGUGUUCUCUUGAUGAGGAUAUAAAUGAGGAUAUGUCUGGAUAUAUGUUGCGGGUGUGGGGCGCAAAGGAGUACCUGACGGCAGGCAGCUCGUUGAGCGAGUAUGAGUACGUGCGCGAGUGCGUGCGGCUGGAAAAGGACGUGCGGCUGUGUCUGCACGAGAGCAGCGACACCGAGUUAGCGCGCACGCAGUACGACGACGCGCGAGCCGCACACCUCACGCUUGACGAUUUGCUGCCCGCGCACACUCUCGCCUCCUCGCUCACUUUCGAUAACCUCUCUAUACUAUUAGAGACAUUAGAGGGCGAGUUGUCGAAAGCGAUCGGCGUGAUCGGCGCGGAGGGCAGUUGUUCGCCGAAAGCGGUGUUCCAGGCCGUGAAGGCGAUAUGUGCACUCGCAGGCGGCGUGGAGACGUUACACAUCACUCACACGCUCAACGCGUUCGCUCAAGCGUGCGUUGGAAAGGGCAGCAGCCACGUGGUGACGCCGGAGAUCCAGGCGGAGGCGGGCGCGUACUGCGCGGUGUCGCUGCGCGCGGGCACGGCGCGCGAGGCGGCGGCGCGGCAGGCGGCGCGCGUGCGCGACGCCGUGCGCGCGCUGCUGGCGCUGUACGCGCGCGGCCGCCUGCUCGACUUCGCGCUCGCCGACGCGCACGCCUUCCAGCCCGCCGACACGCACAAAGCGAUGCCGUCGCACCGUGUGGGCGAGGCGACGCUGUUCUGCAUCGAGGCGGUGCACGGCGUGCCGGCGGGCUGGGCGCACGACGAGUACCAGGUGCACGCGCAGCUGCACUACGGGCCGCGCGCGCUGCACGCGCCGCACCUCACGCACGCCUCGCGCCUCGACGGCGCCGGCUUCUACCCGCGCCUCAUAUUCGACACCUGGUUGAGUUUAGAAGACGUACCAAUAAACACGUUGCCGCGCGAGACUCGGCUAGUUUUGAUAUUGUACGGGCGCACGCAGCGGGCGGUCGACAGUCAGAACCAGAGUAAUGAGAACAGCCAGCAGGUCGUGCAAGAGGGCGAGGAGAACGGAGACGUGCAGUAUGAGCAGGUCGAACUCGGGUGGGCCGCCAUACAGAUGUUCGACUAUGAUGGUAUGUUGGCGUCCGGCGCGUACGUGCUGCCGCUAUGGGCAGCCAGCUGCGACCGCCGCACCGGGCCCGCGCCCCCCGCACCCCUCGCGCCGCCCUCCUCGCCGCUCAUCAAUAUAGAAAUUCCGUUAUACGAUCACAAUGGUGUGAAGUGGACAAGCGGCGAGGAAGGCAAAGAGAAGACAUUGUUACCUGAAGAUCUCCCGAAGUUCGACUCGUUGGACAAGCAUACGCAGUCACAGUUGCUACACCUCAUUGAACAGGGGGCGUACAAUAAAAUGCCCACUGAAUGCAGAGAGAUACUAUGGGAGAAGCGACAGUACUUGGUGGAGCUGGCGGGUGCACUGCCUUUGGUGCUACAAGCUGCCACUAACUGGUACGGUGAGCAUCGGGAGCAAUUGGUCGCGUUACUACACAUCUGGCAGAAACCAUCGCCAAGAAACGCUAUGCAUUUACUACUGCCUUAUUUCCCCGACGCAGCGGUGAGGUCAGCGGCUGCGCUGUUGGUGAGCGGGCUGCCCGACGAUGACCUCUGUUGCGUACUGCCGCAGCUGGCGCAGGCGUUACGUUAUGACACCUACGACUGCAGCCCACUCGCAGAAUUGUUACUGUCUCGAGCAUUGGCGUCUCCCACUGUAGCGCACCGCUUGUUCUGGUUGCUGGUACAUUCACUGCCUAAUUUGCCUCAGGUAACAACGGAAGAGUUCCUCGGUAUAUCUUUAGAGGAGAAUGGCGAUGAGCCACCAGAAGUGGAACCGUGUAUGACGGCCACGUGGCGCUACCAGCUGCUACUACGCGCUUUACUAGCUGUUUGCGGUGAAAACCUCGCCCGCACACUGCAGCGGCAACAGGCGUUGGUCACGAUGCUGAGCGAGGUGGCGAUGCUGGUGAAGAUGUCGAAGGAGGGCCAGCGGGGCGCUACACUGCGCGGCGGCGCGGGCCGCCUGGCCGCCCGGCUUCGUGCUGAGCCGGCCGCGCUGCCGCUGGCGCUCGGCGCACACGUACACGACGUCGACGUCAAAUCAUGUACAUACUUUUCAUCGAAUACUCUACCUCUUAAAAUAAACUUCAUCGGAAGCGACGAAGCCAUUAUUCCAGCAAUGUUUAAGGUAGGCGAUGACCUUCGGCAAGAUUCGUUAGUACUCCAAGUGAUCAAGGUGAUGGACAGUUUGUGGCUCAAAGCUGGUUUAGAUCUGCGCAUGGUUACUUUCCAAGCACUGCCAACAAGCAACAAAAGGGGUAUGAUAGAAAUAGUAACGGAAGCGGAAACCCUCCGUGCUAUUCAGACUGAAUGGGGCCUCACUGGAUCAUUCAAAGACAAACCUAUUGCCGAGUGGCUCGCGAAACACAAUCCUUCUGAGCUCGAAUAUCAACGAGCUCGUGAUAAUUUUACAGCAUCAUGCGCGGGAUACAGCGUUGCUACGUAUUUACUAGGAAUCUGCGAUAGACACAACGACAAUAUAAUGUUAAAAACCUCCGGACAUUUGUUCCAUAUUGAUUUUGGGAAGUUCCUCGGCGAUGCGCAGAUGUUUGGAAAUUUUAAAAGAGACCGCGCCCCGUUCGUGCUUACCCAUGACAUGGUGUACGUGAUCAAUGGGGGUGAGCGACCCACGCAGCGCUUCCAGCACUUCGUGGAACUGUGCUGCAUGGCGUUCAAUAUUGUACGCGCACACCACGACCACAUACUGGAUUUGUUCGCUCUGAUGGCGAUGUCGGGCGUGUCGGGCGUGACGAGCGCGGCCGUCGGCUACGUGCGCAGCGCGCUGCUGCCGGCCGCCACCAACGCCGAGGCUGCCGCCGCCUUCGCAAGGCUCAUCAACUCCUCGCUUAAGAGCAAAUUUACACCGAUAAACUUCUUCUUGCACAAUUUGGCGCAAAUGAUGGCAAGUGGCGACCAAAGUAGCAGUUCCUCAGAACUUCUGUCGUUCAUGCCACGGACUUACACAAUGGCUCAAGAAGGCCGGCUAGUGAGCGUGGAGUGUCUCGGUUUCGAGAAGCGAUACGACCCUGAGAAGCAUUACGUUUACUCGCUCCGCAUCUACCGACAAGGACAAACCACCCCUUCUGUGCUGUACCGGUCGUACAAACACUUCACCGAGCUUUACCAAAAGAUAUGCGUGCUAUUUCCACUAGCGAAGGUUCACAGUUUACCGUCAGGGCUGCACGUGGGCCGCUCGAACACGCAGCAGGUGGCGCAGCGGCGUUUCCACGACGUGCAGGCGUUCCUCACGUCGCUGUUCAGCCUCGCGGACGAGAUUGCGCACUCUGAUCUCGUGUACACGUUCUUCCAUCCGCUACUGCGAGACCAACAGGACGUCGAGCCGCAGCGGAAUAAGAAGGGUGAAACGGCGGAGACAGAGAACGGAUCGGGUUCCCUGAAGUUGUCGGUGCAGUACGCGGGCGGCGUACUCUCCGUACUCAUAUUGCACGCACAAUCUCUCGCCCUCACGCCGCAGGGACUGCCGCCUAAUCCUUAUGUCAAGGUAUACUUAGUACCGGAUCCAACCAAAGAAACGAAACGUAAGACGCGCGUACUAAAACGCAACUCCCACCCAUCAUUCAUGGAGAUGCUAGAGUACCGGCUGCCGAUCGAAGUGGUGCAGAGCAGGAGUUUGCAGGCGACCGUGUGGCAUUACGACUCGUUGCAAGAGAACCAGUUCCUCGGCGGUGUGGUGAUACCACUCAGCUCGUUACCGCUCAGAGAGGAGACGGUGGCGUGGUAUCCUCUAGAAUAUAUCCCCCGGUAGCUAAUAUUCGCCCGCUCUGCUAUAUGGAGCACGGAUCUUCACAACGUUUAGUUGCAAGUUGCAUACUGAGCCCGCAGACGUGGUAUCAUAUUUUACUAAAGUCCUUAUUGUCGUUGGCGCAUUUAAAGUUAUUCUUUUGGGGGCUAGCUACUUGAGAAGGGCACAUAUGUACUCUGAGAUAUGUCUUUGCGCAUAACUGGAAGUUCUCCUCAGAUCCUGAGGAGGGACCAGAUAAUUCUAGGGCGGGCUUUUUGUAUGUUUGUUUAGUGGUUUUAUAUUCUACUCUCUAUACGAGUUUUAACGUUAAAUAGUCCUAAUUAAUCACAACAUAAUAUACGCGUGCCUCUAAUGUUCCAACGAAUUUAACUUGCACAUAUCAACAUGCGUAUUUGGUGCGUGCGUAGACGUACGUGACACUUAGACAUGCCCAAUGAACGGACAUUAAUUUCGUAACAGAAAUUUCUCUUCGUAUACAAUUUUAGGGGUUUUAUUAUGACCGACUAAAAUGUACUCCGAGGACUGUCUCUUGGCGAUCUUGAGCGGAAGAGGCAAAAGGAAAUUUUCUCCGCGAUCAAUUCCUCAUUCAGGCAGGCCAUUAUAAAAAUAUCUCUCUUACAACUAUCCAAAAUGGGAUUUUAGAUAGUUGUAAGAGAGAAUUGUUAUAAUUGUCAAAAAUUUCAUCUAAUUAUUUUAAAAUGUUGUGCCAAAUAAUUGCUUGACAUUCACAAACUUGUUAUUUAAAUCGUUGAUAUGUGUGUAACAUGAUUCCAUCGGGAAUUUAAAACUUCUCAUAUCAUUCACUCUUGAAGAGAAUACAUUAGGUUUGAUCAUAAGUAUCCACGAAGUCAUAAGAGUUUACUGAAUUGAAAUGUUGCAGAAUUAUUGUAUUGGUCGUACAUUCCAAUAAAUAUGAAAAUAAAAUAUGUUAACGACUGUAACCCCAAAUAGUGUAGUCAGAGGUUUAUAUUUGCCACAUGCAUCAUACCUAAGUUAUACAUCUAUUUCUGUAUUCUGUGAUUAUGAUAUUAUAAACAUUAUUAUAUUAUGGUAAGUGUUUUGGAGAACAAUAAAUUAAUUUUUAUUGAAUUUUCAAGACACACAAGAAUUAAAUGAUUUUACUUUUAGAGUCAGAAACAUUUACAAUAUUAGUAAUAGUCUUCCAGCGCUAGAAUUUAAUUUUAAUUGAAUUUGCAAAGAACUCGGGAGAGAUACAAAAACUGUGAUGUUGAGAAAUGAAUAAAAUAGGCCAAAUGAAGUGUCCAUCAAUUAAUACGUUUUACACAUAACGAACACGUCACUAAAUUGUGAUCGUUGAAGAAGAAAUUAUUGAUAAAUAUCAAGCAAUAAUCGUUGCAUACGGACUAUUUUGGAAUAAAUAUAAUUUAAAUUUAAUCCGAUGAAUGAUUAUUUUUCAUAAAUUUAUUGUUUAAUUAUAUAAAUGUUACAAGGGAUUUUAUUUUCUUAUAAUAGAUGUUGGUGAAAUGAAACUUUAAAUAUGAAUACAGUUUAAUAAAAAUUCAAGGAUAAGUCACAUGUAUAGUACAAGACGUUUAGAGAGUGAAUGUUAUUCUGGGAGUCUACAAGGACUACUUUAGAUGUUUCAUAAUGGAUUCUUAAAACGACUUAUAUAUGUAAUUUAAGAAUGUGUUUUACAAAAAAAAAAAAAUUGCUCAAUUGUGGUAGAGCCAGCUAUUUUAAAUCUAAACUAUUGAACUAUUUUUAAUAAAUUUUGUAUGAGACCAAUCUAUUAGUAUAUUAUUUCAGAUAAAAAUAAUUUUGCAAAUGGGCAUAUAACUAACGGAGUAAUUAGGUAACGAAGUAAAAACAAAAAUACAAACGAAUUAAGAACUUUUACCUUGUUAAAGUCAGUUGAAAAUACAUUAAUUUCUCGGUUUCUGAUAUAAUAAUUGUAGUAUAGACUCCAUAACACCCAUUAUUUUUGCCACUUUGAGGAUUUUCGUAAAAUACUGUAAACUAGAAAAAGUGAAAAUAUGAACCGUUUUAAUAAUACUCUGAAACAUUCAAAGUGUGGUCACUAAACUCCCUUCUUAUUUUAUAUUAGUGGAUAUCGCGUUCGUUAUAAAAUACCAUGAUAUUGAAUGAAUUUUAAUUAUUUCUAAUUUACAAAAUAAUUAAAAAAAAAUUCAUCAAAACCUUAUCAAGUUCUCUUUAUUGGUUUAUCGUAUUAAUUGGAAUAUAAAAAAUAUAUUACUAAUAUUAAUAUGCCUAAUAAAACCCCAUAUUAUAAGGGUUGUUAUUAUAAUGUAUGAGCCUAAUUAAAAGACUAAAAGUCACUUAACAACUCUAGCGACGUCUUAUUUUACAACAUUAUCGAUGCGGUUAUCUUUAACUGUUUUAAUAAUUAUAUUAAAUUGUGAUUGAUGAAGGAUUAUGGAUUUAUGACAUGUAUUCACAUUCCAAAUUAGCGAAUUUCCUAUUUUUAUAUUAAUCUUUGCGCUUACAAACCAGUAUAAAUUGUGGUGCUUGUUCUUUGCGUAGGUCGACAGUGUUAUUUCAAAAUGUAAUAUAGUUACUUUCAUGAUAUGAGAGUUGUAUUUAUUUAUUAAGAUCUGAAUGGAUUACGAUAUUGCCUACGAGAGGGUUUUCUAUUGUAUUCUAUAUUUUUUUUGUUUAGAUUAUAUAGAUAGAGUGUCUCCAUAGAAAUGUUUUGAGAAAACGGGUCAACUUUUUCAUACAAUUUUGUGUGAUGAAUAGUUAUGUGUGAUUCCUUUAUAACUUCUAUAUUUAUUUUGCCUUAUAAUUUCUGCAUCUUUUUAAUGCGCAAACACUCAUUUUAUUUAUUAGAUAAUACGUUUAAAUACAUUUUAUGUGUAAGUAUAUACAAUACUGAUAAAAAAGAGUCAGCCAAUUUGACAAUUAGCUGACAAAAAGUUGACCUGUUUUUGAGACUCGAUGCUCUAUCUAUAUAAUCUAUGGUUUUUUUUUGUAAUUAUUUACACUACGCUGUGGUACGUACAUAUUGAGAGUAUAAUUAAUUUCGUACAAAAUCUGUGUUAUAUCGUCUACUCUGACUUUGUUAGACAUGUUUCUUAUGUAGCUAGACUAUAAUUUAUAAUAUUUAUUGGAAAUUAGUGAAAUGGCCUAUAUUAAUUUGUGUUUGUAUAAUAAUUUAUAUCAUUUUAUAUUAAGUCAGGUUUUGAAGAAUAUAUUUUUUAAUUGUUCACGGUCAUUGUCUUUAAAACAUAAUCUCUUAAUGCUUUUAAUUUAUACACAAUGUACUAGGUAGCAAGUCUUGAAAUUAGUUCGAAUGUAAGCAUUGGAUUGUAUAUAAAUGCUUCCAGGGUUUGCUCAAAGUAUAGUGGGGAGCAAGAAAUAAAUCGAUCAGGAUUUGUAAUGAAUAUGGACUGAAUAUUAGCAGCCUCAUGUAUAUAUUAUACAAUAGUUUUUUAUACGAACAUCAGCGUAACACAAUUAUAAUAAAUAGAGUUGUUGUUUUGCAUAUUGUAAUAAAAUAAUAAAUUGUCUCAAA
Molecule: messenger RNA, 9227 nt
Organism: Galleria mellonella (greater wax moth)
Lineage: Eukaryota; Metazoa; Arthropoda; Insecta; Lepidoptera; Pyralidae
Gene: Pi3K68D
Product: phosphatidylinositol 4-phosphate 3-kinase C2 domain-containing subunit alpha
Exons: 32
Coding region: 338-5737 (1799 amino acids)
Biological process (GO): cell migration; phosphatidylinositol-3-phosphate biosynthetic process; phosphatidylinositol 3-kinase/protein kinase B signal transduction
Cellular component (GO): cytoplasm; phosphatidylinositol 3-kinase complex; plasma membrane
Molecular function (GO): phosphatidylinositol binding; 1-phosphatidylinositol-3-kinase activity; 1-phosphatidylinositol-4-phosphate 3-kinase activity
Source: RefSeq, a predicted model, not a curated record